Sardina pilchardus (European sardine) is the source of this 917-nucleotide messenger RNA. RefSeq lists its product as uncharacterized. The coding region runs from base 120 to 917 and encodes 265 amino acids. The record is from RefSeq and is a predicted model, not a curated record. NCBI's taxonomy places the organism in Eukaryota, Metazoa, Chordata, Actinopteri, Clupeiformes, Clupeidae. Gene Ontology annotation, molecular function: zinc ion binding. The transcript is spliced from 6 exons.
UGGAAAAGUUUCGUUUCGUCCCCGGGGGUCACUCCACUCCCGCGCUGCCCCCGCCUGAAGCCCAAAAUUGACAGUUUUUCCUACAUAACUACCUGAACCGUCGCACCGAGGAUGACAAAAUGUUUAUGAUUGUUUUCCAAGCUGAUGCAGCUGAACUUGAAGAAACCUCAUGCAGCUGUACAGCAGGCAAGGUUCUGUGCAACCAUCUAGUGGCCUUGCUGUUCCAGAGUGCCCAUUACAGCAUGUUGCAGGUGAGAGCUGUGCCACCACCUGUGUCCUGCACAAGCUCCCUUCAAACAUGGCACCGACCAAGGACCAAGGGUAUCCAUGCAGAGCCGGUUCAGGACCUGGUUGUUAGAAGACCAAAGCCAUCCGCCAGGAGUGUAUGCAAAUCAACACUCUAUCAAGCAUACACUGGAUCCCUCCCUGACCCACAAGUCUUGUCUCUUGGGACGGGACUGAAAAACCUCAGGCCCCAACCACUAAUAUCCUCAGUGCUGCAUGGCUUGUCUCAACUCUCCAUGGUCGACUCCAGGUGUGGACCUGUGCCGCGAGGUUCACCCCUGUCCUACCAGUGUCCUCCUGUGGUCAAACACGGAGAUUGCGUCCAACACCCAGAUGCACCAACAUUCCCUAAACUGCCUUUAGAGGGAUCAACAUUUAGCACUACUUUUCCAAACUUUGACCCAAACUCCCAACAGUUUCUCCAUUUAGACAGCUUAACUGUGACACACGAGAUGGCAGCUGAGAGAGAGGAGCAGACACGUGAGCAGUCUGAGUGCCCAUUAUGGCAAGCUUUACGCAAGCCUAGAGUGACAGCUAGUAGGUUCUAUGAGAUGCUCCUCACCUUGGGGCUAGCCCCGAUGGAAAGGUAUAUGACCCAAGUGCCAUUCCGUGUUUUGGGCUUGCUGAAGUGA